AUGGUUUCGCUGUUCUCUAUGGUGUCUUGUGCCACCGACGCCGUCGACGCCGUCGACGGCAGAUCGGAGUUGAAAAGAUUCCCGAUAAACCGCGGCGGGUUGUUCGGAGCAACUGGUUACUGUGCAGCCUGCAACAAAGUCAUCCCUGCUUUCGAAAUGGUCAUGAGGGCAAAAAGCAAUGUUUAUCACCUGGAGUGCUUCGCUUGUCAGCAAUGCAACCACAGGUUUUGCGUCGGAGACAGGUUCUACUUGUGGGACAACAAGAUUCUGUGCGAGUACGACUACGAAGAACGGCUCGUGUUCGCGAAUAUUCCUUUUCAACCCGGUGGAGGAAUUCAAGGACCACCACCGUCAGUGGAUGCUCUCAAACAGCAGCAAAUUGCUUCUGGUAUCCAUCCCAGUAAUAACCAAGGAAUGUUGGGACAGCAAAGAAAUAAUAGUUCUCAACAGCAGAUGUGCCCUGUGUCUUCUUAUCAGGGUCAGAUGCCUGUCCAUCACCCGCAGGGCCAAAUGGAACAUGGCAGAAUCGACCAAGCCUAUGAAACUGUAACCAAUAAAACAGGAAGUGAAAGGCGGAAGCUCCGUGUGGGGAACUACUGA
Molecule: messenger RNA, 600 nt
Organism: Notodromas monacha
Lineage: Eukaryota; Metazoa; Arthropoda; Ostracoda; Podocopida; Cyprididae
Source: the annotation of a GenBank genome assembly